AUGAUGAAUAACUCUUCCAAAUUAUCGCCCCCAGGCAACAAAUUACGAGCCAUUGAUAUGCUGGAUCAACAUAUCAAUAGGAGAAGUCUGACUAAACAUCGUUCGUCGGUACCUCCUUCUUCGAUUCCAUGGCUACAUACAAAAUUGCCUGCACCUUCCAAGUCACUGCCUAUAGAUAAUAGUGAUGCCACUUCGCCAACUCCGAAGAGAAGAAAUCAAGACAACGUGAAAGAAAACGCUCAAAAGAGAUUGAAGUCUACUCGAAGCUCUGCAUGCGACUUGGAUUUCACAAGAGAAGAUAACUCGUACGGAUCUCCUACCACAAAAUCCGUCGCUUUCUCUGACAAAAUUGAAUCUUCCCCCACACAACGUGAUCUGAGGUCAUCGCCAAUACCCUCUUCUGCUUCAAAACCUUCAAAGUCGAUAUUGCGCAACAAUAAUGAAAUACGAAAAACUGUAAGUGAUCUAAGCUGGGACCGAUCACCGUUCAAAAUUUCACCCAGUAAAAAUGGCUCUGCAAUAGUUGGUCUUCCUGAAAUAGAUCCUCGCACCAUUGAAUACUGGAGAAGCGGAGAAAUACAUGGCUUACUUGAUGCAAACAAUACUGGAGAGUUCAGACGAUUGAUAACAGGUGGUCUGGAGCUUCUGGAACAGUCUGCAGGCCAGUUCGAAACUCGAAGCUUUGAAAUAUACGCUACAUUCAAUAACAUUUUAAUAUCUUCAACAGCAAAAUCAGGCCACGAUGUAUCUGAACAAAACUUUAAAGUUAUAAGUGAACUUUUGGGGAAAAUUACCUCUAUAUGCAUCCCACAAUUAAUUAGUGAACAAAGAAAGCUUUUAUCCAAAAAAUCAAAAAAGGAUCCCUUCGUUUCAAGAAUAUAUGUUCAGGUUGUCAGAUUUUUUGGAUUUAUUCUUUCCAACUUCAAAAUUAUCAAAUACCUCAACAAAAAGCCUCAGCUGCAACAAAAACUUAAAGAGUUUUACGACAUAUCCAAAGAUGCUCUAUCGCACCGUAACUCCAACAAAGUAAUACUUGCCGCCCAUAUAUCAGUUUUGGCAAGUGAACGAUUUGGAAUCUACUUCUUAGAAAAAGAUGAAGUAGCUAACAUUCUGUUUGCUGUAAUAGAUUCAAAAGAUAUUCAAAGCACGAACCUCAUUUGUGAAAAAUUGAUGCUGGUAAAAAGCUUCAUCGUCAAAUAUCCUCAGGUCAUGAUUGAAUCUCUCAAAAGGUGGUUGAUAGUAGAGGUCUUUCCAAGAAUUAUUAUCGAUGAUGAAGUUCAUUCAUUGAAGAUUUUAGUUACUGCUACGGCGGUGCUCUUGGAGCUGUUGAAAAAAAGUAUCAAUAUUUCGCAUGUAAAUGCGCAGAUAUAUGAAUAUGUCGAAUUCGGACGGAUUAAAGAAUUUAUACCAGAAGCCUUGGCUUCCAAAAUUUUCAAAGAUGUCGAAAUUGACUCUGAGACAACCACUUUUGGAGACUUAUUGCUACAAAAGAUCGAAUAUUUGAUCUUGGUGAAGAAAGAAUAUAAACUGGCAAUGGAUAUUUGGCUCUCUAUAAUGGGUUUAAUAUGCCAUAAACCAGAACAUCUGUUAAAAAAAGAAAGACAAGAAAAGAAUCGUUGGCUAAGCAUGAAUCGCCUGUGUUUCGAUUCUAAUGAUGAUGUAGCAAAAAGAGUGUCUUUGAAGGCAUGGAGAGUAUUAACGUAUCAGAUUUGCACAUAUACAGCCCAGGCAUCUUCCGACUUUCACCCAGAAUGUCUGUCUUUAUUGAAACUUCCUUUUGAAUAUUCGAAAGAUUAUCACUCAAAUCCAUCAAUCAGAGAUGGGCUACUUUUUCAUCUUUUUGGCAUUAUUUAUACAACAGGUUUUUUCUUAAGCAACAAUGAAAGCUAUUUUCGACUUAUCUGGGACGGUUUGAUAUCGCCAAUUUUCUUCGAUUAUAUAUUCGUGUCGAAAAGCAACCAAUUAAAAUCGAGAGCUGUGAGAUGCCUGUGUAAACUGCUGGAGAAAAGCAACCAAGUACAAGCAGUUAGUGGCAGCAGGAAUUCUAAUUCUGUCAAAGUUAUUUCCUCCGCGGGGAUAGAUCUGAAUGAGAUUUUGGCUCUUCCACCAAAAAUCAUUGAGAGUCACUUCGACAUUAUAAAAACCUUAGUUUUCUCUGCUAUAAAAAGGAAUCAUUCAGAUGUCAGUGUGAAUGCAGACAUAUAUAUAUAUCUCCUGCAUCAUUUACCGGAGAGUUCCACGGAUUAUGCUAAUUUGAAAGCUUUCAUUGAAAUUCUCCUUGAGAUCAUAAAUGGGGAGGGACGUUCGGAAUCAAAAACAGAUCUAUUGUGUAAACUUUCUGGAGCGCUAUCACAUGCAUUUUAUAAAGUUCUUUUUUGUGAAGAUGGUGGGUUUGAAGAUUAUUCUGCUGACGUUCUUUCGACUAUAUUGAGUAAUGACGACGCUCGUAUUAGAGUUUUGAAAGAAAUGAUCUCUAUAAAUAAAGAAAUCAUAUCGAGCGUUUGCAUAGUGAAUAAGUUCUUAAAAACUGGGCAUGGGUGCUAUAAAAUUUACGCGUCUAACUGGAUUAGUUCAACCAUUUUUCAUAGUACUGUUACGGAAAAAGAAUUUCAUCUCCUGCUUGAGAUUCUUAAAAUCGUUCCCACUCGUCCAGUUAUUGAAAGUGUACUCCAUUGUAGCAUAAUUCGUGGUUUUGAAUUAAAAAUACGCGAUUUUCUAGAUCCUUCGACGUCAGAAGAUGAAACAAUUUACCAUUACGCCAAAGUUAUAUUUUCAAAGCAAUACCGUAAAUUUGAAAAUGAGAUGGCCUCCUUUUUGCAAGCAGCCUUGCCUAGCAGAGAAUCGGUUUUUGUGGAUCUCUUUCCACUAUUGGUGCAGCACAAUUUUCACAACGUUGUGAAGUCUAUCAUUCAUGAAAACCCAUCUUUUUUCAGACACGUAUUUGAUGAGUGUAAAUCAUUUAUUUCACUUAUACUGCCAAAAGAGGAUAUGCGUUUCAUUUUAAUCCACUCUGUGGCGGAAUCUGAAAGUGUCAGACUAGCUGUUCUUCGAUGGUGUGUGGAUAAUAAAGAAUUUACCAUGUUGUUUGACGGUUCAGCUCAUUGGGAGAAGAUGCUAUUUACUGAAAACCCCCCAAACGAUGUGUCUCAAGAAAGAAUAGUACUUAUCGCAAAUUUAUUGGAGCAACUCUAUGAGCAGAGCUUAUGGAAACCGCUGAGCACAUUGGUUGAAUUAUGUCUUGACAACGAGAUUUCACAUUGUGUCAUAGACUUGUUUUCUAGAGUUGGUAUAAAUGAACUGAUGCAUUUGGAACCGAGUGCAAUAGCCUUUAUGGCGAAUAAAUGUGGUUGCCUAAACUCUUCGCUAAUCGGUCUCAUCAAAGAGAGUUAUAAACAAAGUCCGAUAUAUCACAAUUGUCAAUUGACGCAGCAUUUGCUUCUUUUUGAGAAAUUUCAAAUCUUCUCACUUUGUAAAGCCGAAUUGAUGGCUUUCUUCAUGCAACGCUCAUCCAAUUUGGUUUAUGAGGAUCUUCGCGUAGUUGACUGCACCUUUAAAAUGUUCCUUGACAUUGUUCAAGCACAUUCCAAGAAAAUGCUGAUAGACUUUUUGAAAUCAUUUUUGGUCUUACUGCCUACUGCCCCUACGCCAUACCUAUUAUGGUUGGCUCGCAGUUUCAUUGAUCAAAUAAACAGGGAUUACGAGUCUUUCAAACCGCUAUUGGGCUUUGAAAAAAUGUGGUUGCUGCUGCAAAAAUUGGCGUCUGACAUUUCAGGAGAUAAAGAUAAUCAUUUGGAGCUUUCAAAGUUCAAUGCGGUCACUGGAAAUUCUAACGAACAGUCUAAGCUUCUUGACAAUGAUAUUCAGAUUUUUUCAACACUGCCUUCGAACCCUAUCACAAAAGAGAUGGAUGAGAUCCGCAAUCCCAUUUUGGAUAGCCCCACGUCUAGAACGGAUCUAGAUGUCUAUCAGCAAUCGCGAUAUCGUACAAAAGUCGUUCAUGAAUGUGAAGUGAAGGCGAGAAGUCCCCUUAUUCAAAGUCUUAUUGGGACUGGUGAAGAUUGCUUGAAAGAAGAGGACCCGACAGCAUUUCGGCACUUUGAUGAGAUCGAAGAUGAAGAACACUGCAGAGAGAAAUACAAGAAAAACAUAUCACUGAGCCAGACGAAAAAUAUGUUAGCUAAGGAAUCUUCAUCUCCGGAUAGUCUCUGUAAACAUGUGAAGAGUGAAAAAUCACUUGGUGAAGGUGAUGUAAAUGUCGUAACUCAAGAAUCUAAAAGGAUCCUGAGUUUAGUGCCUAGUGACGAUAAGGAUCCGAACUUACUGUGCUCAGCUAAAUUGAAGAAAAAUGAUAACGAACUUGGAAAUGCGCAGUCUACAACUGAGGACCCUGAUGCCUCAGUUAUGGGCGAGAUACGGUUCCCCAUAUUCAAAUACUCAAAUAUUAAAAACGAAAUGUCAGUGAAAUCAAAAAAGAACAGAAAACUUGUCAUUUCGGGAAAUGUUGAAGAUUUGGUUGACAGUUUCUCACACGCUCUCAGCCCCGACAUAACAGAUCAUGAACUCUCUGUGCAACCGGAAGAUUCAGAGAAAAAUCUAGCGCGCGGAGACACUAAUUCGUCUUUAAGGCUCCAUUUCCCAAGCAAAAAGGUGCGUCGACUGAUAUACAGAUUGCGCGGUUUUUCUGCGGGAGAUAUAUCUUCCAUAUCCAUGGCGGAAAAGAGAAAUAUGAGAGUUGAGUUGCUGGACUUUAUGAUGCAAUUGGAGCAUGAUAGUAGCUCUUAG
This is a messenger RNA of Zygotorulaspora mrakii, 4782 nucleotides long. It is a transcript of the gene RIF1, whose product is annotated as DNA-binding protein RIF1. Gene Ontology annotation, cellular component: nucleus. The record is from RefSeq and is a predicted model, not a curated record. Lineage: Eukaryota; Fungi; Ascomycota; Saccharomycetes; Saccharomycetales; Saccharomycetaceae. Gene Ontology annotation, biological process: telomere maintenance. Bases 1 to 4782 code for a protein of 1593 amino acids. The transcript has a single exon.